This is a messenger RNA of Triplophysa rosa, 5726 nucleotides long. RefSeq names its product protocadherin Fat 4-like. The record is from RefSeq and is a predicted model, not a curated record. Gene Ontology annotation, biological process: homophilic cell-cell adhesion. Gene Ontology annotation, molecular function: calcium ion binding; cadherin binding. The coding region runs from base 580 to 5715 and encodes 1711 amino acids. Lineage: Eukaryota; Metazoa; Chordata; Actinopteri; Cypriniformes; Nemacheilidae. The transcript has a single exon. Gene Ontology annotation, cellular component: catenin complex; plasma membrane.
CCUGGAGCGCUCAGUGAGAUGAUUGACAUGACCCGCGUCCAAUGAGCACCAAACUCGGAGAGUUUACAAUAGAACAGGGAGUAAGAGCGGGGCGGGUUCACACACAGAGGACCAAUAGGGGAACAGGAGGGCGGGUGUUUUCGCAACUUAGGCUUUUGUUCUCAGCGAGGGCAGUAAAGUGAAGUUUUGUCACCGUUAUUCUGCGGGACAUCCCAGUUCAGACUCAAGAGUAUCACACCGGAAUUCAUUUAUUCUCCUCAGGAUAAAUUUGACCUGUGUUUGUGAGGAUUUAUUGAGACUGGGUUUUCAGUUUUUUGCACAAUGGAAAGUCCAUCAUCAUCUUCAUUUUCGUGAGAGGAACGCUGUGAGUUUUACUGGAUGAAUCUUGACAGGAUUUUACUUCAGCCGUGACCCUUUUCUCUCCCGUGGAAAGUUGAAAAGUCGUUUCGAGGAUAUAGCUUCGGAAAUAUAAGCGGUAAAAAUACUUCAGUGCAACUUUUGAUGAAGUUCGAAGACGUUUUUUCCCCGAGGAUAUGAUGUUGUGAAUGUGUCAGGUUCGGGAAAAUCCUGACUGGAUUUAUGAUCAUGGCGCUUUCGGGGAGAUCUCUGGACACUUUUUACCUCAUCCUAUUCACCUUAUGGACUUUAUCGAGGCGUUCUUUAUCCAGUCAGGUUCGGCAGGAGUUUAAAGUUCGCGAAGAGCAGCCGGUUGGUACUUAUGUGGGCACGAUCGAGACCAAACUCACCUUCACGUACAGAUUCAGCGAACACCACAAACUUUUCUCCAUAAACGCCACGACGGGCGUCAUUUACACGUCCUCCGUGAUCGACCGAGAGAUUCUUCCCAGCAACAUCAUCAACGUGGUGGUGCUUUCCAGUCAGCCAACGUACCCCACCGAAGUUCGCAUCGCGGUUCUGGAUAUGAACGACAACGCACCCGUGUUUCCAGACGCGUCGAUCGUCGUGUCGUUUAAAGAGGACGCGAGCAGCGGGCGGCAGGUGAUUCUCGACACGGCGACGGACGCCGACAUCGGGAGUAACGGGGUCGACCACACGACGUACCGAAUCGUGAGCGGGAACGAGCAGAGGAAGUUUCGCCUGGAUAUCACCGUCAACCCGAGCGGCGAGGGCGCGUUUCUGCAUCUCGUGUCCACGGGUGGGUUGGAUAGAGAAAUGACUCCCUUCUACCAGCUCCUCAUCCAAGUGGAAGAUAAAGGUGAACCCAAAAAGUUUGGUUAUCUGCAGGUAAACGUCACCAUUCAAGAUAUCAAUGACAACCCGCCUGCGUUCGAUCAGGAUCAAUACCAGACGAACGUGUUUGAGGAUGCUGCUGUCGGCUCUAGUGUUCUACAAAUAACUGCCACCGAUUUAGACGAGGGAGCAAAUGCUGAAAUUAGCUAUUUUUUAGAUGAGGGAACUCCGUUUCAGAUAGACCCCAAAGCUGGAACUCUUGUUAUAAAAGAGGUAUUAGACUAUGAGACGAGGAAAGAGUAUUCCCUCACAAUUCACGCUGUUGACAACGGUGUGCCAUCUCUCUCGGGCAGGUCGGAAGCAACGAUUAAACUGCUCGAUGUUAACGACAAUGACCCUGUGGUGAAAUUCCGCUACUUCCCCACGACCUCUAAAUUCGCCUCCGUGGAUGAGAACGCCCAGGUGGGCACCGUCGUAGCGUUGUUGACGGUUUCAGACUCAGACUCGGCCACAGCCAAUGGAAACAUUUCUGUCUCGAUUCUCGGCGGAAACGAACAGAGGCACUUCGAAGUUCACACGUCGCCCGUCCCGAAUCUGAGUUUGAUCAAAGUGGCCAGCGUGUUGGACCGAGAGCGAAUCUCCUCCUACAAUUUGACCGUUUCCGUGUCGGAUAACGGCAGGCCCGUCGCGCGCUCCUCCUUCGCCAGUCUUGUUAUAUAUGUAAAUGACAUUAACGACCAUCCGCCUAUAUUUCAGGAAGCCGUGUAUAGAGUAGACAUCAGUGAAGACAUUCCUAAAGGCAGCUACAUUAAAGGGGUCUCGGCCACAGAUGGAGACUCUGGGCAGAACGCCAAUCUGCGCUACUCACUGGUGUCUGGAAACAGUUUGGGCUGGUUCGCCAUCAGUGAGAACAGCGGUUUGGUUACCAGCGCUGCAGCUCUCGAUAGGGAAAUAGCCUCGGAAGUAGUGCUAAAUGUCAGUGCCAAAGACCAGGGCCUGCAGCCAAAAAUCUCUUACACCAAACUGAUAGUAAACAUCACAGAUGUCAACGAUCAGGUUCCCACAUUUAUGCAAAGCACGUAUCACGUUUCUUUAGUGGAGCGUUCCCCUUCCGGCACAGAGCUGGUGGUGCUGUCCGCCACAGAUUCCGAUCUCGGGGCCAAUGGCACGCUCCGUUUCUCGUUUGACCCUGAAACGCCUGCGAGCGUUCAGAAUCUGUUCAGGUUAGAUGCGGCGUCAGGACGCUUGAGUGUAUCCACAGAGCUGGACAGAGAAGAGCAGGGCUCCUAUUUGUUGCACAUCAAAGCCACAGAUGCUGGCACACCCCCGCUUUUUUCCAUCUGCAAAGUUAAUAUCACGGUUAAAGACGUUAAUGAUAACAGCCCCGUGUUUUAUCCCGUGCAGUAUUUCGCCAACAUAAAAGAAAACGAACCUUCUGGCUCGUUUGUCGCGACGGUAACGGCUUCCGAUCCUGACCUGGGCCGAAAUGGCACUGUAAAAUAUGCCAUCACUGCUGGUGACUCUCAUAAGUUUCACAUCAACAGCAAUUGGGGUAAAAUCACAACUCUAGUGCCUCUAGACAGAGAGGAAAAAACCGCUUAUCAGCUACAGGUUACAGCAACAGAUGGAGGAGGUUUGCGCUCGCACGCGCACGCUAUUGUCACCGUCACUGUAAUAGACACACAAGAUAAUCCUCCUGUGUUCAGUCAAAGAGAAUACAGCUUUGUUAUGUUUGAGAAUGUGGCAGUGGACACCGUCAUAGGCACCGUGUCCACCACCACGGUAGAUCUGAACACAAACGUCACUUAUCUGAUAGCAUCAGGGGACCAGCGCGGUCUGUUUGCAGUCAAUAGUGUCACGGGGCAAAUCACAGCAUCAGGCCUCAUAGACAGAGAAGAUCAGGCGUUUUACCAGCUCAGAUUGAUCGCUAGGGGUGGGGAGGUGACUGGGGAGACCUUAGUUAACAUCACCGUGAAGGAUUUAAACGAUAACGCCCCCCAUUUCAUUCACGCGGUCGAGCACGUUAGCGCUGUGGAGAACUGGGCCACGGGUCACCACAUAUACCAGACAAAAGCUUCAGAUCCAGAUGAGGGCACCAACGGGGUGAUUGUGUACAGUCUCAAACACAACCCCAAAGGCCUGUUUCACAUCCACGAGAGACACGGAUUAAUCACGCUCACUGGCCCCCUGGAGGUCACCACCAGCUCCUACCAGUUAGAGGUCGUGGCCUCUGACCUCGGUAUCCCUCAGCACACCUCCAGUCUCAUUCUCACCGUUAGUGUGUAUGAUGUCAACGACAAUGCGCCAGUUUUUGAUCAGCUCUCUUAUGAGGUCACCAUUCUGGAAUCGGAGCCAGUGAACAGUCGUUUUUUUAAAGUGGAGGCCACUGAUAAAGACUCUGGGCUUAAUGGUGAGAUCGUGUAUGAUAUUAUGAGCGGUAACACAAAUGAAGUUUUUGGCAUCUUCCCCGACGGGCAGUUGUACAUUAAAGCAGAUUUGGAUCGAGAAGUACAAGAACGCUAUAGUUUAUUAGUGGUGGCCAAAGACAGAGCCGUCGAGCCUUUGAGCGCCAGCGUUAACGUCACUGUCCUCCUCGAUGAUGUCAAUGAUAACCGUCCGCUUUUUAAUAGCACCAGUUAUGUCUUCCGUUUCGAGGAGGAGCAGCAGCGAGGCUCGCCGGCAGGGCGGAUUUAUGCAGAGGAUAAAGAUUUUGGGCUGAACAGCGAGGUCCGUUACUCAUUUGAAACUCCUCAGCCAAACUUUGAGCUUAACGCCAUCACGGGUGAGAUCACCAGCACGCUACGGCUCGACCGCGAGUCUCUCGUGAGACAAAGAGGCGCUGCGGUAUUCAGUUUCAGUGUCGUGUCCUCUGAUCAGGGCCUUCCCAAACCUCUCAAAGACCAGGCCAAAGUUCAAGUAUACGUGCAGGACAUCAAUGACAACCCACCCAAAUUCACCAAGGACAUGUACCAGGCCUCUAUCUCAGAAUCAGCCCAGAACAUGACACAAGUGCUGCGUGUGUCUGCCUCAGAUGUAGAUGAAAAUAAAAACGGCCUAGUUCGCUACGACAUCCUGGAGGGAAAUGAAGAAAAGCAGUUUAGCAUUGACAGCACUUCAGGUCAAGUUACUCUAGUGGGAAAACUAGACUAUGAGGCAACACCCUUUUACUCCCUGAAAAUUAUAGCCGAGGACUCUGGCAUCGUGCCCCUGUCGUCCACUUGUGUGUUAAGCAUCACUGUUCUGGACGAGAAUGACAACUCGCCCUCAUUUCCCAAAUCUACCCUCACGGUGGAUGUUUUGGAGAACAUGCGCGUAGGGGAGCUGGUCGCCUCCGUGAGCGCCACAGACUCUGACUCGGGUUCCAACGCUGACAUCACGUUCAGCAUUUCUGCCACAAACAAUCAUGGUACAUUCAGCAUUAGUCCUAACACUGGCAGUAUUUUUCUGGUUAAAAAACUGGAUUUUGAGACUCAGUCACUGUACAAACUCAACGUCACCGCCAGAGACGGUGGACGGCCACCGAGGUCCAUGUCUAUUCCUGUCAUCAUUCACGUCAGAGAUUUCAAUGACAAUCCUCCUAUUUUUAGUCCAGGCGAUAUUUUUAAGUCCAUCCCUGAAAAUCUUCCCAUCUCCACGUCUGUCAUGACCGUAACAGCUCACGAUACAGAUGCCGACAUAAACGGUCAGCUGGAAUAUUCCAUCGUCCAGCAGACCCCAAGGGGCGGUCAUUUCCGCAUUGAUCCGGCGUCUGGAGUUAUUUACACCAACAGGGAAAUCGACAGAGAGUUCUCCAACCUCUUCGAGCUGACCGUUAAAGCGACGGACCAGGCCGUGCCCGUCGAGUUCCGUCGCUUUGCUCUGAAGAACGUCACUGUAUGGGUGACGGACCAGAACGAUAACGUGCCUGUUUUCAUCUCCCAGAAUGCCUUAGUGGCUGAAUCUAACAUCGUGAUCGGUUCCAUUCUCACCACCGUGGUGACGUUUGACCCAGACGAGGGUGCGAACGGAGAGGUGGAGUAUGAACUAGUGCGAGGCGAUUUCGAUAUGUUUAUCAUGGAUCGUUACAGCGGAGAUAUCAGACUAGCGUCUCAACUGGUGCCCUCGAAACUCAUGUACAGUCUGACCGUGUCUGCUACGGAUCACGGCACAGAGCGCAAGACCUCACGGACAGAGCUGACCAUCAUUCUUCAGGGUACAGAUGGGCCUGUCUUCUCCCAACCCAAAUACAUCACUAUUCUAAAAGAGGGCCAGCCGCCCGGAACCAAUGUCAUCUCACUGGAUGCGUCCAGUCUACGUGGAGCUGGUGCUAAGGUGGAGUUUUUCAUUGUCUCGGUUCAGAGCGGAGGGAAGGCCGUAGGCCGGCUUUUCACCAUCGGCCGGCACACCGGGGUGAUCCAGACGGCUGCAGAACUGGACCGAGAGCAGGGCUCAGACCUGUACGUGCUGGAUGUGUACGCCAUUGAAUCAGACGCCAGCCAGCCCCAAACGCAGCACGCAGAGGUGAGGAAUGCUUUUUUAAUGUGAACAGAAGAAUA